AUGGGAUAUGCAAAGAAAUUACUAACAGCAGCAGGUAUGGCAGAUUGCAAUGAGGCAAAAUAUCCAAUGGAACCAAAACUUAGCUUGACCAAGAAUGAAGAUGAAGCCACAGUGGAUGCUACAAAAUUUCGGAGUCUUAUUGCGAGCUUGCGUUACUUGAUACACACAAGGCCAGAUCUUAGUUACUCAGUUGGGGUGGUCAGUCGAUACAUGGAGUCACCUAGAGAAAGUCAUUUAAAGGCAGUAAAACACAUUUUGAGGUAUGUAAAGGGUACAAUUAAUCAUGGUCUUGUGUAUAGACAAGGAGGAGAUGGAAACUUGGUGGGUUAUAGUGAUAGUAGUCACGGGAUGGAUCGUGAUGAUGGAAAAGGCACAACUGGAAUGGCAUUUUAUCUCUCAGGAAAUCUGGUCACAUGGAGUUCACAAAAGCAGAGGACCGUGGCUCUGUCUUCCUGUGAAUUAGAAUUCAUGGCAGAAACAUCAGCGGCUUGUCAAGCAUUGUGGUUGAGAAACCUCUUAAAGGAAUUGACCAACUGGGAGGUUAGAAAGGUCAAGUUAUAUGUAGACAACAAAUCUGCAAUAGAGCUCAUGAAGAACCCUGUAUUCCAUGGUCAGCUGGCCAUUCUUUUUGCAUGUUUGACAGACGAAAUGAUUGCUGACCCUUUUUGUGUUCAUAAAUUUGAAGUUAUUCUCUAUGUUCAGAACUGCACAGCUAGGGAUUUUGGGCAUCUGUUUUCCGACAAGGCAGGAACAGAAGCUUAA
Molecule: messenger RNA, 762 nt
Organism: Lactuca sativa (garden lettuce)
Lineage: Eukaryota; Viridiplantae; Streptophyta; Magnoliopsida; Asterales; Asteraceae
Source: RefSeq, a predicted model, not a curated record